GGCCAAGAUAUGGGUCCCUUUGGUGCCUCACGGCAAGGGUGAAUUCCGACCGAGACAAAAGCGGAUAAGUGUGAACGAAGCAACCGGAGUACCUUGCAUUAUUAUUCGGGUUGCGAAACGUUCCGCGUCGGGUAUAAGAAGGGUUGCGAGCUAGUACUUGUGUAGCAUUUUGUAUUAUCGUGACUAGGAAGAACGUACAUACCGAGUCUGCUGCUCUCGGACGACUUGAGAACGCAUUGUCAGCUGGUGUGUUUGCAGCGUGUAAAGCGGUUUUUUAGCUGGUAUUAAAAGUGCAAUAUCUGUACCAUCCAAGCUUAAAGCAAGAAUAUCCGCGACUAUACUUUAGCAUCACCCAGGUUGUCGACAAUGCAGGUCAAGUCGGUAAAAGCGAUCAUAAAAGAUGUGAAGAGAAGGCUAUCCCACAAACAUAAGAGGAAGUCGUCCUCAGCAACUGCUGCCACUACUACCACUACAUCGAGUUCUUCCCCGCCAUCCACACCUCCUGCAGCUCACCACACUCCCCUGUACGAUCCAUUCGCACCGAACACAAUCAUUACACCUACCAGCCCUCGCAGCAGGUCCAGUGAAACUCUGGGCUCUCGUCCGUCUUCAGACGUCAUCGAUAUUAGCUCGCAGCACUCGAGAACUCGCUCAGAAGAUAUGAUGUCUGCUGAUACGCAUGGAUCCGAUAACAGCGGUACCUUUGUCACCGCUGACUGGGGUCCAUCUUCGUCCCCACGGUUCCGCGCUAAAUCCCUCGGCCGAAAUAGUUCGGUUGCACCAGCAUCUAUCGCAGAAUCAGCCACUUCUUCCCACCCUUCUCAGAGUUCUCUCUACGCUUCUGCUCAUUCCAUGCCUCUGCCACUACCUCAGGAGGAUUCCGUUAUUCGCCCCUCGCAACUUCAGACGUUACCUGAGGAUGGUGGGGAGGUCCCAGAUACUCUUGACGCUCAAGUGUUGGAACCUGAGGUACCAGACCCGUUCAUAGUUGACGACUCGGAAGGUGCCUCAUCCGAGGUCGAAGGUGCCUCGUCUGAGGGUGAAGGUGCCUUGUCUGAGGGUGACACUGUUCCCCCCGCCGAUGAAGAGAUUGCGCUUGCACAAUCAGCCGCUCUUUCACCACCUGAAGUUCCCCCCUCACUCCCUUCACCCAACGUCAACAAGGACGUACCUCCGCCUCCCACAAGCGAAGUCGAGUCUGAGGCACCCGAACUGUAUAUUCCCGGGCUUACCAUGCCUACUAUGUUCUUACCCAUCCCAAACACGGACCCUUUAAAUAUUCUCCUCACCAAAUAUGUAUCUCCACCUGAGAAGCGACCUGUACGAGAUGUUAGUGGCGAAUGGCAGGAUUCUGAUUUUCACUCCAUGGUUAUGUCCAACAGUUGGCGUGCGCUUGCCAGAAUGGCACGAGAUCGUCUGAUAACUUGCAAUCCCGAGGACCUUACUCGUAUUCUCGAUCUCUGGUCUCUGCGCCUAUCAAGCCUUGCCCGCCUCCGACUUUACAACCAAACAUCCGCUGAAUGCACCAACCUCUUUGCAGUGCUCAAUGCCACGGAGCCCUCAUCAGCCCGGGCGUACCUAUUCGACCAUAUCCUCCCCUUUGAGCUCGAGGUCAUGCACGCACGCCUCAAAUACUGGGCAGGUGACCCCAUGGGCUACCUCGAUGUCCUUUACGCUCUGCUCAAGAAGUGCAAGCUGCAAGCCAAGAGUUCAAAAGCCGAAGGCGAUGACUCUAGCUUGUCGAUGUGGCUUGAACGUGCCGCACGGAUAUGCCUGAUCAUUGCGUCGCAAAUGAUCGAGAUGAAGGACUUCACUGCAGCAACGAAACUCUUGGAGCCACUGUUCGCACGACAUGGUACUGGGCAGCAGCCAUCUCCUGCAAUUCGGUCUGCCGUGGGUCGCAUUUACCUGCAGAGUGGAUACCUCACCCAGGCUGCGGCGCACUUUGCUGCCGUGGAGGGCGACGCCAGCGUCCCGCAGACACUCAAAGAUAUGAAUGCUGCCUUGCUCGCGUGUGCUGAGGGAAACUGGGCGCGGGCGGAUGAACUACUCCGAGCCCUCGUACAGGCAGAACCGGAUAACUUUGUGGCCAUCAACAAUCUGUCUGUGGCUCUUCUGAGUCAGGGGAAGUUGAAGGAGGGUAUCGAAGUCCUUGAAGCUGCACUGCAGAGCUCUCCAUCAGCUGUGGUAGUAACAGAACCGUACCUCUUCAAUCUUUCAACUCUCUACGAGCUUCACACAGCUACAGCUGUAGAGAAGAAACGCGACCUUUUGAUCGAGGUGGCAAAGUGGAGUGGAGAUGGGCUGAAGACGACAUGCUUGAAAAUGCCGUCCACUGGCGCAUAGCUGGUUGUAUGGUGAUCUCUUGAGCUUGUACCAUAUGAGCGGAAUAAACUGGUUUUGGUCCUGUCCACUGACUGUUAACGCAGGUGGAGAAGUGCGGUUGUUGAAACCAGGACGACUUUCCCGGGUCGCCACUUUGCAUCGUCGAUUUAAUGGAUUUGGUGUUAA
Molecule: messenger RNA, 2511 nt
Organism: Suillus paluster
Lineage: Eukaryota; Fungi; Basidiomycota; Agaricomycetes; Boletales; Suillaceae
Exons: 10
Coding region: 367-2346 (659 amino acids)
Cellular component (GO): Golgi apparatus; TRAPP complex
Molecular function (GO): protein binding
Source: RefSeq, a predicted model, not a curated record